Molecule: messenger RNA, 1440 nt
Organism: Arachis ipaensis
Lineage: Eukaryota; Viridiplantae; Streptophyta; Magnoliopsida; Fabales; Fabaceae
Source: RefSeq, a predicted model, not a curated record
AUGGGAGGUCCAGCAGUGGUUAAUGAGAAGAGUGACAGUGAUGACUACAACUAUAAAUAUGCUUCUGAAGAGUGUCAUACCCCGGUAUCUUCUGAGGAUGAGAGAACAAUGCACGGACUUAAUUUCAAUGAAGAAAAUGAAUAUGGAGAGGUUCAGUUUGAGCUUGGAAUGCAAUUUUCGAGUAUGGAGAGAUUUAAGAAGGCCUUAAAGGAUGUAUUUGUCUGGGAUGGAAGAGAUUGCAUGUAUAUUAAGAAUGAGAAGGAGAGGGUCAGGGCUAGAUGUGCAGAGGAGAACUGCCCAUGGUUGAUAUACGUGGCAAGGAACUCAAAAACAAUGGCAUUUGAGAUAAAAACAUUUCACAACAAGCAUACAUGUGGAAGGGAUUAUGGAAGCAACUUGGCCGAUAGGAAAUGGGUCACAGAUAAGCUGGAAAAAAGGUUGGCAACACAGCCUAAGCUAACACCGAGGGAAGCAACAGAGCAUAUGAAACAGGACUACAAUGUUCAGGUCCAUCCAAAAAUGAUCCAAAGGGCUUUGAAAGCAGCUAGGGAAAUUGUUGUUGGGAAUGACCAGGCACAAUAUGGGAAGUUGUGGGAUUAUUUACAAGAGUUGCAUAGGAGUAACCCAGGCAGCACGGCUGACAUGUGUGUUGACCCAAUUCCGCAGUCUUUACCGCUGUUUGACAAAAUUUAUAUAUGCUUAGAUGCGUGCAGAAAUGGGUUUAUUAAGGGUUGCAGACCACUAAUAGGCCUAGAUGGAUGCUUUUUAAAGGGUUAUUAUGGAGGCCAACUCCUAACUGCAAUGUCACUUGAUGCUAACAACCAUGUAUUCGUUAUUGCAUAUGCUGUUAUAAGAGCAGAAAACACAGAGAACUGGAUGUGGUUCUUAACUCGGCUUCAGGAUGAUUUGGGAGACCAUCAAGUGCGCGGAUGGAACCUCAUGUCCAACCAACAGAAGGAUACGGCUAGGAAAAACAAGAAAAAAAUGCCAAAGAGGCCGCAUGUAGAGCCAGAUGAGAUAAACAUUUCACAAACUGCCCCAACUGCAGAGGUAAAUAGAGACACCAUAGUUAACUUUUUUUUAAACACAAAAGAUGUAGUUUUGGAGCCCAAAUGUGAUUCACUAUUGUUUUACCAUGUUCCAGAAACUGAUCAAACUACUCCAAUGAAUCAGGCCACAACUCAGGCUCCAAAGGCUCAGCCCCAUUCUGCAGCUCCAAAGUUUAGGCCCAAACAGAUGGUCAGAAGGCCCCUAGGUCCUCCAGUGCAGUCCAAUGAACCUCCUCACAAUGUGCAAGCCCAAACAGAAGGACAAGGCUUACAGAGAACCUCUCAUGUAAUCUCCAAUGAAACUCUGGUAGCAGCUAGCACUGGGACCUCAUCAAGGCUAUUCAAGUUCAUUCCAACUCCAGGAAUGAAGCCUCCACCAAAAAACCAGUGA